Zonotrichia albicollis (white-throated sparrow) is the source of this 3061-nucleotide messenger RNA. The record is from RefSeq and is a predicted model, not a curated record. Lineage: Eukaryota; Metazoa; Chordata; Aves; Passeriformes; Passerellidae.
CUCCUCCUCCUCCUCUCCCGGGUAUUUAACCCGGCACGGGAUGCCCAAACCUGCAGGAUCCUCACUCCUGUGCUGGGCAUCCCGAAGGGACGGACAGACGGACAGACAGACGGCCCCAGGGAGUCGCUCAGGAAUUUCUGCUCCCAUGGAUAAAUCACUUCACCUCACAAUCUGUGUGCUCACAGCCCUGCUGCUCCUGAGGGAAUCAAGCCAGGCAGGAGCUGGGAGGAAUGAUGAUGCUAUGAGUAAGGGCACAGACCAUCGGGGAACAGGAGAGGGACUUCCAACCCUGACUGUCACAACCAUCCUGCUGACAUUGCAGUGGCUCCCCUGACUGUCACCUCAGCCAGGGAGGAGGUGGUGUCCUUCACCACCCCCUUCCUGCAGACCGGCAUCGGGAUCCUGCUCCGCAAGGACACGGCCUCGCAGGACAUGUCCUUCUUCCACUUCCUGUCCCCUUUCAGCAAGGAGACCUGGACAGCUCUUUUGUUUGCUUACCUGCUCACCUGCUUCUGCCUCUUCCUUGUUGCCAGACUGAGCCCCUGUGAGUGGAACGAGCCAAAGAAUGAAGAGAACCACUUCACCUUCCUGAACAGCCUCUGGUUUGGAGCAGGAGCACUGGCCCUGCAGGGUGCCACCCCCAGGCCCCAGGCACUGUCGGUGAGGGUCAUUGCUGUGGUCUGGUGGCUCUUCACCCUGGCCCUGCUGGCUGCCUACAUCGCCAACUUCACAGCCCUGCUGAGCUCCGGCAGCGAGCAGCUCCCCAUCCAGACCUUCGAGGACCUGGUCAAGCAGAGGAACCUGGAGUUUGGGACCCUGGAGGGCUCCUCCACCUUCUACUACUUCAAGAACUCCAAGAACCCCAUCCACCAGAUGAUCUAUGAGUACAUGGAGAAGAGGAGGGAGCACGUGCUGGUCAAGACCUACCAGGAGGCCGUGCAGCGCGUGAUGGACUCCAACUACGCCUUCAUCGGCGAGUCCAUCUCGCAGGACCUGGCGGCCGCGCGCCACUGCAACCUCAUCAGGGCCCCCGAGGUCAUCGGGGCCCGUGGCUUUGGCAUUGCCACCACCCAGGCAUCCCCCUGGACCAAGCCCCUGUCCAUCGCUGUGCUCAAGCUGCGCGAGUCGGGGGACCUGGACUACCUGAGGAACAAAUGGUGGGAGAGCAGCUGCCUGCGCCAGAGCCGGGAGCGCUGAAAUCCUGUUGCUCUGUUUUCACAGAAGAAAUCUGCACUCGUCUACGCAUAAAAGGAGCUGCCAGACAAAGCCAGGACACGCCAGGGAAGGCAAAUGCUUGAGGAGUUUUUGCUGUGUUAGGGUUGUGCCACGUCCUAGGAGCUCUAUCAGUGUAGGAAGAUGUUUUUCUGCUAGCCUAGAGUGUUAGUUUGCUAAUUACAGACACACACAGCACUUCUGGAGUGGUGGUGGAGCUGCAGACACAGGAAAUUAAGUGGCUUGGAAGAAUUUAAAUUGCUAAAGGGUAGAGUGGAGCUGUGACAAAUGGAUAAACUGGAGCAGAGCUGGCCAGGAUGGUGGAUCCAUGUUUAGGUUUGAAGUUCACCCUGUAAGUCCAUGAAGGCCUGGAGGAGGAAGUGACUGAGAACAGGUUAAUGUGAAGCCUCUGCUACUAAUUCCUGUGUGAGGAACAGCCGUGGAACAUUAAAGCUCCUGUCUGUCUCAUAAUCAGGAACAGCAGCUUAGGCAUUGCAGCUCUAAAUAGCCUCACCCUGCCCUGCCUGAGAGGAGGGGCUGGUCCCUGGAGGGCAAUUCCUGGAUCAGAACUGACAGUGCUGCUGUGUAACCCCAAACAGGCCCUGCCUGCACCCCAAAAAGGGAGCUCCUGCCACCAAGGUGGCACCUGAGCUAAGAAAUGCCAGGCAGGGCUUGUCCUUUGACCCUUCCCAGCACAGGAGUGACAAUGUUUUGUUCUUGUUGCCCAAGAAUUAGAAUUGACAGUGGAAAUUCAUCAGUACCAGAGCAGGGAAGGAUGUGGGGAUGAGUCAAACACAGCAGAGCCCCAGCUCCCCUGCAAGGGGAGAUGGGAGGGUGUUUUGCAUCACUCUCCUGCUCUCAAACAAUGCUGAAGUUCAGGGGAACAGUUUUCUCAGCUGCAUGUUAAACACCUUCCUCAUUAAGCUGUUUUCCCUUUCAGAGCUGGGAUGGCUGAGGCAUUUAAGUGUUAGGGCAAACUGGUGGUGAAAUCACUCCAUGUAUCAACUGCAUAGCUGAAGGAGGGAAAAAACAAAUUGUGUUCCUUGGGAAUGGCUGUAAUUGCACUGCAGAAACAAAACCACCAAUCCUUGUCAGUCCCACGAGGGAAAACUGAAAGGAAACAGAAGCCAGGGGAGUUCAGGAUGGGGAGUUAUGGGUGAUCCUGAACCCAGCACUGCUCAUUCCCUGGGAGGGAAUUCAGUGAGACUCAGCUUCAGCUGCUGUGAAGGAAUUCAGUGCAGCUGCAGGACUCCCUCAUCCUUCCAGGAUUCCCUCCAUGGUCCCUCCUGCUAAUGGGAACAAACAAGGGGUUAGGAAUUCCAGGUGUUGGGAAACCAGGGCUGGUCCUUAACUCAGACUGCAACAGCCCUGGCUCAGUCACAGCCUGAGCAGCGUUUGUGGGGUGAGAAGGUGGAUCAGCCCUUCCAUCAGCUGAGCUGCACAGAGCAGGAGAGAUUUAGUAAGUCUAAAAGCUGAAAAUGCAACAUCAGGAAAUGCAACAACAGGUUCACUUAGCAGUUAAAAACUAUUUGGUAGGUGCUGUGUCACUGCUGGCAGAGUAGGCAGAGAUGUAUAAAAAAAGGUUUCAUUGACAUUUAAAUAUAUUUCUAUAUGAAUGUCUCACAGAACAAAAAAAUAAAGUCUUUUCAUCACAAAUACUGCAGCAUUAAAAUAAACACUUACCAAAAUAAACAAUGAGUGAUAUACAUAUAUAUAUUUGAGUGUGUAGACUAUAGAGUGAAUCAUAUUGUCGCUUUUUAAGUCACAAAAGCACAAUAUAAAUACGGAAUUUCCUGUGAACUCUUGUCCCUGUUGUAAUAAAAAUACAUUCUUUACAGUUAAAGUAAAA